AUCUCCAUUUGCAUUGAACUUUCAGCGCUGUAACUUUGCAGAUACUGUUUAUUCUCAAGCAGCAACAUUACACACUAACCAAAGUAAAAAAAAAGUGAAAUCGCAAUGAACCACCCCUUUAAGAGCAAACUACACCUGAUUUAACAUAAACACAAAGAUCCAGGUGCAAUAUAUUUACAAUAUUAACUACAGCUAAGGUGCUCACUUUAAAAUACAGUAUUUGGACCUAAACAUUUCUGUCUUGAAUUCAUUCUGACAAUAGGGUUAUCUUCAUUGUAAUAUAAUAAUCUACAUUUAACAUUCUUGUAUAAAAGUUUUCAUCUGACCUUUUCAAAGACUUGGUUUAUUUAUCAGUUAAUCUAGAAUAAAAUACAUCUUUAUUUGUAGCCAUUUUUGAAAUAUUUUCAAAUUAUUUAUUUGUUCAAAUUUGCUAGGCAACACCAGUGCUUAUAUAAAGGCUUGUGUUCAUUUAUGUUCACAUUAUAAAUCAAUGUCAUUCUGUUAAAUAACCUUUUAGUCAAACAAUUGCAUCUUUCUAGAGAUUUGAUGAAUGAUGUGUUGUGAACUGUUGAAAACAGCUGAUGUGCAGAAGCUCACAAUAGAUGAGUGGGACUGAACAGACUGGACGGUUCAGGCAUUUGGUUGGGGUGAAAGGGAGCAGAUUGGGUUGUUUCAGUCUCUGUUAGUCAGUUGUGUGAGCCACUUCGAUUGGGAGAUGGUCAUGACUUUCCAGACAUUCACAUAAUGCAGGAAUCAGAGGAAUCCAAAGAUAUGGAGAACAUUCCAGACCAAGUGGAUGGAGGAAGUAUGAGUGCAGGAAAGAAGGGUGCAGAUCUAAGAGAGAAGCAUCAUUCCUCUUCUAACUGGGACAGAAAAGGGACACCUGUACCCAUAGUGCCAUCGAACGUACCACUUCCAGGCCCCACAAACGACCCCAUCCUUAUUUCCAUUGGCCCUCCACAUCGUUGCCCCUCUGUUUCCAGUGAGUCCCAGUACCAGGGUCUCGAGAGAGAGGAUGACUACGCCAACAGGCAUGGAUGGAGAAGGGAGAAUGUGCAAUAUUACCCGCCAACUGGUGAGGGUGGCGUCGCCAAACAAACAAUGGAUGAACUGAAAAGUGUUUUGCGUGAGAGCUCCCUACUGAGUGCAAAAGGGCAAGAUGAAGGAAGGAGCUACCCUCCUGGUCAAAGAGUGGACUGUAAGCCAGACCAAGUGCCUUCUAAGAGUUUCAGCACCUUCAAGCCAAUUUCAGAAGCUAGGAGAGCAUCCAGACUAAGGGAAGGAAGCUCUAGCUUGGAUUCAGGUGGGCCCUCAAGGACAGAUGGAUCUCCACGCAGGUCCUCUAGAGUGAAUUCACCCACUGUUGAGACAUCCCACUGGGGUGAAGCUGGCUCAUCAAAUUCAGACAAAGAGAGCUCACAGGCACACUCUUUUGCAUCUCAAAACUUCAUUUCUGACGUUGAGCACAUAAAACAGCAAAUUGCACGGGAAAGCAUAAGCUUUGUUCGCUUUGAGGCCACUGAUCUUCAUGGCGUAUCCCGAUCCAAGACAGUUCCGGCUCGAUUCUUUCAAGAAAAAGCUGUAUAUGGCAUCCCAAUGCCGAGAAGCUACCUGGAGUUAACCCUAAGUCCCAAAGUCAAUGAAGUUGAUCAUCCAAGCGCAGCCAACUUCAGCAGUGAUGUCCUCUUGGUCCCAGAUCUCUCCACAUUCCAAAUCCUCCCCUGGGCAGACCAGACCGCUCGUCUUAUCUGCGACCCCUGCACAAUCACAGGUAUACCUCUGCGAAUCCCCCGCCUCAUAGCCAAGCAGAUGCUCGCACUCCAGAGCAUGGGAUUCUCUCUCCACUCAUCUUUCACGUAUGAGUGCUGUAUCUUCGGGGCCCCUGAACGAGUGGGACCCAAAGCUGUUUUCUUCCCUGCCACUACACUAUUGAGCAACUACGAUCUACCCUUCCUGCAGCAGCUAGUCAGGGGGAUGUACUACAUGGGAGUUGAUGUUGAGAGCUUCUCAUCUGCUAAUGGUCCAGGACAGAUGGAGAUUUGCUUCAAACCCAGGUUUGGAAUCGAUGCCGCCGACGGCGCUUUCACCUUCCGCACAGGAAUCAAAGAGAUGGCCAGGAAGUUUGACUAUAUCGCCACCUUUUUCACAGAUGACAACAUCCACAAUUCAGGAUUACUCUCCCAUAGCCUUUGGGAUGCCAGUGGCAGAAGAAGCCUCUUCCACUCGGGCAAUGGGGAAAUUUCGGAGAUCGGCAAGAAGUGGCUCUCAGGUCUUCUCCAGCACUCAGCUGCUCUGAGCUGCCUCUUGGCUCCAGGGAUCGGCUGUCGAAACCAGCUUUCCAAAGGCAAGAAAGAUUCCAAGAGCCAUCUUUACGCCACAUGCGGCUGCAACGACAACAGCUGUGCCUUCAACGUGAAGGUUCAUGGUGGACGGGAGAUGCACAUCGAUAACAAGCUGGGUUCAGCAAUGGCCAACCCUUACAUUGUGUUGGCGGCCACGAUAGCGGCAGGACUGGAUGGUAUUAGGCGUAAUCUCAAUGCUGAACAGGUUCUAAGCAGAGCUCCAGUUCAGCAGAAACAGUUCCCCAUCCCUAUUAAACUGGACGAUGCUUUAGAGGCUCUGUCCGAGGACAGUGCGAUUUGUGGUGCACUGGGAGAGCCUUUCGUGCAGUAUUUUAUUGCCAUGAAGCGUGUAGAGAUUGAGACCCAAGAGCAGGAUGCAGACAAGAACAAGGGACUUGAGUAUUUUAUUUAACAUUUGAAUUUGGUGAAUGAUUUUGUGUAUUUGAAACAAACAAAAUACAUUUAAUGACCAUCUGAUUUGGUAUUGAAGACAAGUAAUAUCUCUCUUGCAAAAAAUAUUUAAAAUAAAAUCAUACAACUGACUGAUA
Molecule: messenger RNA, 2890 nt
Organism: Megalobrama amblycephala (Wuchang bream)
Lineage: Eukaryota; Metazoa; Chordata; Actinopteri; Cypriniformes; Xenocyprididae
Gene: lgsn
Product: lengsin, lens protein with glutamine synthetase domain
Biological process (GO): lens morphogenesis in camera-type eye
Cellular component (GO): membrane; cytoplasm
Molecular function (GO): glutamine synthetase activity
Source: RefSeq, a predicted model, not a curated record